Symbiodinium necroappetens is the source of this 2079-nucleotide messenger RNA. Lineage: Eukaryota; Dinophyceae; Suessiales; Symbiodiniaceae. The record is from the annotation of a GenBank genome assembly.
AUGGCAGCAAACCGACCCGUGGAGCUCAACAACAUGGCCGAGGGCGAGGUCGAGCGCCAAGUGAGCGAAGGCCUCUGCUGGAUCUGCAGAGACCCGGACAGGGCCGAGCCCUUGGUGGCACCCUGCCGCUGCCGCGGGAGCAUGCGCGGAGUGCACGCGAGCUGCAUCGAGUCCUGGGUUGCUGCGAGACAAGAGCAGAGGAUGCGCUCGGAGAUGCAGGGUGGUAACAGUGCUCAGCCCAGAAUCUGCUGCGAUCUGUGUGGCGAGCCUUACCAGGCAGAGCACCAGCCAGCCAAUCUUUGUGAAUGUCUGCGGGCCCACUGCCGCAGCUGCGUAGAGGAGAUGCGAGACUCCAGGCUGAGUGCCCGGCAGGUGCUGCUCGUGAUGUUCUUCACCGCCUGGCUGCUUUUCGUUCUUUUGGCCACGGCCGAGUUGGUAGCCGGCUAUCUCAUGCAGGCAUGCCGAAAGAGUUCCUGCUGGAUGGCAAGUACUGUGCUGGCAGUCUGCUUGUUGACCUUGCUGCUCGAGAUGGUGGUCGUCUUGGUAUCCUUCCCCUACUCUGGGACUCCUCCCAGCUGCACGGUUCUACGGCCUUUCCACAUUUCCGCGACCGACCCCAACACGAAGGCCGUCGUGUUCCUCCUGUGGCUUCAUUUGUGGAUGGCACCGCUCAUCUCGGCGCUCUGUGGCUGCCUUCUUCGCGCCGCCUCCAUUGCUCCCAGCGCAACGCCUGUGGCCUGGUGGCUGCUGGGGAUUUUGGUGGUGCCACCACUGAUGCCUCACUUGAAGCAUGCCUGCAUCGCUUUGCGCGGCUUCUCCUGGCAGCAGAUGGCUAGCAGUUGUGCCACCUUCGUGCAGGAGUUGCAACGCAUGGGCAGGGCUUGCUGUUCCAGCAGAAGUCUCGAGCGCACCUGCGGCUUCCUGCGGCUGGUUUCGAGCCCCUCUUUGCCGUGGCUGCACGUUUGGCUGGCCUUCCCUUUCGGCAUCGCCUGGUUCUGCUCGGCACCGGCCAGGCUGCGCUACUGGGUACUGGGCCUGAGCGGUGGCAUUGGCUGCGUUGCCUCUGCCUUUGCCUUGCUGCAGCUCUGCUUAAAGGGACCUCAGCACGACGACUAUCUCUGUCCCUACGAGGCCUCCGUUCGAAUGCAUGCGGGCUGGUUCCUUUCCCUUGUCAUGUUGCUCUAUGCUGCUUUCAGUGUUUUCGCAGAAUGGCAUUUCCUACCGCACUCAAAGCGAGACCCGGUGAGAGCCAACGUUGCUGUCUUCGCGGUCUGGUGCGUGUGGAUGUCACUGGUGACCAGCUUGGCCCUCUAUGCCAACUGCACCAUGCUGUUGGGGUACAGCCAGACUUGGCGGAGACAGCAUGGUCGCCUGCGGAUCGCUGGAGAAGCUCUGGUACUGUCGGGUCGGCAGACGACUUUGGCUUGUGCAGGCCGUGUGGUCGUGAGGAACUUUGUCGAGAGGCGUUCUGGGCUGACAACUCUCGCGGUCUGGGGUCUGCUGCUCAUGAUGCCAUAUGCCCCUGGUACCUGCCUCGGCAUCGGGCUGGAACUCUGCGCAGCAAGCUCGGCUAAAGACAGACAAGCGCUGAACUUCAAGGGCACCUUUGGACUCUUUAACAUGUUGGACGAUGCAGAACACUUUGGGUACCUGCGGCAAUUGCUGCUCAAGGGCGCCUGCGAAGGAGAUCCCGUCCUGGUGAGAGAGGCGCUCGAUGCCGGGGCUGCAACCGAGAUAAGGACUUGCGUCAUGGCAUUGCUGGAUUCGCGUGCCGCGCUGGAUGCUGAAGACGAGGAGCUGAAUCAAGUGCUGCGGGAUCGAUGCGAUGGCGGCGCCGAUAAGGCAGUUGAUGCUGAGGCCCUGAUCCUGGCCGGUGCGGAUGCGUCACUGAAAGACGCAGAACAGAGAACCGCCCUGGCCGAGCCAGCCUGUUUCGCAGAGUUAUGCGGGCAUGUGCGGGCCCUCUGUGGCAAAACGCAGCAAUCAGCUCACGCUUUCGACUUCAACGUACUCGUAGAACGUGGGCUUCUACUAGCAUCGUUCAGAGUCACAGUCGAAACCUCCAAAGCUUCUACGUAG